AUGAAAUUCCCUCUCGGGCUGCUGGCGCUGACCGUCACUGUGGGCGCUCAUGCCCAUCACGAUCAUAACGAGUCUAUUCCCGACCAUGUGCGCGAGGAGUUGCGGAAGAAAUGGGACCAGGAGUGGUCGUUCUCGGGCAUCACUAGCUUUGCGCAUUUGAAGCCCGUCAAAUGCUUAGUAGAACUCGAUGAGCGUUACGAUAUCGCUAUCAUUGGAGCUCCCUUCGAUACCGCCGUCAGCUACCGACCCGGGGCUCGUUUUGGUCCUCGUGCCAUCCGCGCCGCCAGCGCCCGACAGAUGGCCGGCACCAGCUACAACACCCGUGCGGGCAUCAAUCCGUACAGUUCCUGGGCCACGGUCAAGGACUGUGGAGACAUCCCGAUCACUCCGUUCGACAACGGCCUGGCCGAGCGUCAGAUGUACGAAGCAUUCCUGGAGCUUGGGUCCCGUCCGGCCAUCACCGCGGCCGACUCGCAGUAUGGCACCAAGGGAAUAUCAGCGGGCAAACCCAAGCUGGUCACUCUGGGUGGAGACCACAGUGUCGCAUUACCGGCACUGCGGGCCUUGUAUCAGAUCUACCAGAAGCCCAUCACAGUUCUGCACUUCGAUGCGCACCUGGACACCUGGAAUCCCGUACGGUACUCGGCGUAUUGGACGUCGGAGCAGGCGGCGUUCAACCACGGCAGUUUCUUCCACAAGGCCAGUCGCGAGGGUCUGAUCUGCAAUUCGACAUCGGCUCAUGCCGGUCUGCGCACCCGGUUGACCGGCACCACCGACAGUGAUUACACGAACCCGGGCCCGGAGCAAGGGUUCCUGCGCAUCCAUGCGGAUGAUAUCGACGAUUUGGGCCCCAUGGGCGUGGUAGAUCGCAUCAUCCAGCGCAUCGGCCUGGGCGCGGAGCAGCCCGUUUACCUCUCCGUCGAUAUCGACGUGCUAGAUCCCGCCACGGCACCUGGAACGGGCACACCCGAACCCGGUGGCUGGACGACCCGGGAGUUCAUCCGCAUCAUGCGGGGCAUCGAGAAACUGAACAUCGUCGGGGCGGACAUUGUCGAGGUGUCUCCCAGCUAUGACAACGUGGGAGAAACUACCGCCCUAGCGGCGGCCCAGGUGGCCUAUGAGAUCAUCACCAGUAUGGUGAAGUCGGGGGCGGGAGAGGAGUUGGGCGGAUGGUAUGGGCGGAUGGAGACGGUGGCGGGAGAGAAAGUGAAGGAGAAUACGAUCGAGAAAGACGAACUGUAG
Messenger RNA from Aspergillus tanneri, 1242 nucleotides. RefSeq names its product agmatinase. The coding region runs from base 1 to 1242 and encodes 413 amino acids. Gene Ontology annotation, molecular function: agmatinase activity; metal ion binding. The transcript has 3 exons. The record is from RefSeq and is a predicted model, not a curated record. Lineage: Eukaryota; Fungi; Ascomycota; Eurotiomycetes; Eurotiales; Aspergillaceae.